CAACGUCUGCGCCCUUUUCCGUUCACGCGUCGACAAGGAAACAAAAUUCCAACAAAAGAGGUUUGGGGUCGUCGCGUCAGCGCUGCCCAAUCUCUUCUCCCCUCCCUUCUCUCCCAACCUCUCCUACUCCGCCCCGUCGCCGAUCCGGCCGCCAACUCCGACGAGAUUGGAUUCGAUUCGAGUGUACUGGACUGAAGCCGAUCCGAUCUGCCCUGAUCGGAUUUGUGCUGGCUUCUGGAGAAGCUUGAGGACGGCUAGCUCGCCGUCGCGCGGCCAGAUCUGCCGCACCCGCCAUGGAUGGCAACAAGGACGACGCGAUCAAGGCCAUGCGCAUCGGCAAGGAUGCCCUCGACGCCGGCGACACCGACCGCGCCCUCAAGUUUCUGUCCAAGGCCAAGCGGCUAGACCCCUCGCUCCCCAUCGACCAACUCCUCAACCCCAUCCUCAACAAGGACGACCCGUCCUCCUCACCGGCCUCGUCAUCUUCCUCAUCCGCCCCACAGCCCCCGCCGCCCUCUCGAGCAGCAGCAGCAGCAGAAGCCACUGGGGCUGAUGGCUUGAGAGAGAGGAAGCAGAAGGGCAAGAAGAAGGAGGGGGAUCAGAACGGUGGUGAUACUUCUGGGGUGAGGACGUACACGGAGGAGCAGCUGGAGGUGGUGCAUCAGAUCAAGAAGAACACAAGGGAUUACUACAAGAUCCUGGGCCUUGAGAAGGACUGCACCGUCGAGGACGUGCGCAAGGCUUACCGCAAGCUCUCUCUCAAGGUGCACCCUGACAAGAACAAGGCUCCCGGUGCCGAGGAUGCCUUCAAGGCCGUCUCCAAGGCCUUCCAGUGCCUCAGCGACGCGGAGAGCCGCAAGCGCUUUGAUCUUGUUGGUUCUGAUGAGCCGCCGGCAUACAAUAGGAGGGCGGCAUCCACUGCCCGUUCGUACAAUGGGUUCUACCAGGAUGACAUUGACCCAGAUGAGAUUUUCAGGAACUUCUUCUUUGGUGGGAUGGCUCCUGCAAAUACCAGGCAGUUUGGACAGUUUGGAGCGUAUCAUUUCAGGACUGGCGGAGUGCACCAUACUCAGGGGGCGCAGCAGGGUUCUGGUGGUUCCAAUGUUCGAAUGCUUGUCCAGCUCUUGCCUGUCCUGCUGCUUCUGUUGCUCAACUUCCUGCCAUCCUCUGAACCCGUCUACUCCCUCUCCCGCUCCUACCCUUAUGAGCACAAGUUCCAAACCCCACGUGGAGUCGCAUACUAUGUCAAGUUGCCUAAUUUUGAGGAGCAGUAUCCACACCAGAGCACUGAGCGUACAACACUCGAGCGCCAUGUUGAGAGGGAUUACUACUCCAUAAUAACACAGAAUUGUAGGGUUGAGAUGCAGCGUCGCCAGUGGGGGUUAGCCUACCAGACACCGCACUGUGACAUGCUUCAGAAAUUUGAGGCCACUGCACAGUAAUUCCUCCAUGUCAUAAGGGAACAAGUUAGGCAUUCGGUCACGGUGUAAAGGUUUUCCAAUACUUGCUCCGUUGAUUAUCAAGUCCAAAUUCGGAGGUGGGACAAGUUAGCCUGGACUGGUAGUAAUUUUUGUGCAAUAAGUGCCUUCGAUGACUAUACACACCACCUUGAUGCUGUCUUAAUAGUGUUGAUGAGCAUGCAGCAGUAACGACUUGAAACAUAUGUAAUUUGCUACGUUUUCAUAGGGUUUGGUCAUUAUGUAUAUGUAUAUGAAGCAUCCGUCUUUCUUUUUUUCUUCUAAUGUUAUUGAGGAAUAUACCUGACUUAGCAGACAAUACAGUUUACAGUGCCACUGAAACAAAUUUCGUUCUGCGUGUUCUUA
Molecule: messenger RNA, 1823 nt
Organism: Lolium perenne
Lineage: Eukaryota; Viridiplantae; Streptophyta; Magnoliopsida; Poales; Poaceae
Product: chaperone protein dnaJ 49
Biological process (GO): cellular response to misfolded protein
Cellular component (GO): endoplasmic reticulum membrane
Molecular function (GO): Hsp70 protein binding
Source: RefSeq, a predicted model, not a curated record